This is a messenger RNA of Annulohypoxylon maeteangense, 1241 nucleotides long. Its product is annotated as mitochondrial carrier. Gene Ontology annotation, cellular component: mitochondrial inner membrane. Lineage: Eukaryota; Fungi; Ascomycota; Sordariomycetes; Xylariales; Hypoxylaceae. The record is from RefSeq and is a predicted model, not a curated record. Gene Ontology annotation, molecular function: S-adenosyl-L-methionine transmembrane transporter activity. Bases 71 to 1078 code for a protein of 335 amino acids. The transcript is spliced from 2 exons.
AAACGAGGGAGCGAAAGACUUCACAUUACAAAACUUCCCGAGGUUUCCAGGCUGCUGGUGAGUAGCCAAAAUGAGCGGUAGUUCAAAUCUCGAUGUUAUGCUGGCCGGCGGUGGGGCAGCAUUCGUCGUGGACUUGAUCGUCUACCCAUUGGACACUCUCAAAACCCGGCAGCAGAGUCGUGAUUUUGUCAAUACUUUCGCCGACCCGUCCACUAAAACGAAGUUGCCGUCAAGGCAGCUUUUUAAGGGCCUAUACCAAGGCCUUGGGAUAGUCAUAGUCGCCACAUUACCAGCUGCGGGGACUUUCUUCACGACUUACGAAACGGUGAAGACCUUCAUCAGCCGACAUGGCGUGCCAUUGGGCCUCCCACAACCUCUCGUACAUUCCGCCGCAUCGGCUAUUGCGGAGUGUGCGUCAUGUUUAGUGCUCACCCCUUCCGAAGUUGUGAAGCAAAAUGCGCAGAUGUUGCAGCAGCACGCCGGUGCCUCACGAGGAUCUGCCUCGCUUCAAGCCUUGAGGCAGCUAGGUGGCGCCGGCGCCGGACCGAAACUGCUCUCUGGUUACACCGCGCUUGUGGCCAGAAACUUACCCUUUACGGCUAUUCAAUUUCCCAUUUUUGAAUUCUUGCGAGCGCGGAUCUGGGGGCAGCGGUCCGGCGUUUCCCGGAAUGGUACCGGAUUCGACACGAGAGAGAAGGAUAGUUUGCUUGAAACCGGCGUCAUCACCGGGACGAGCGCGGGGUUGGCAGGCAGCUUCGCGGCUGUGAUAACGACGCCUAUGGAUGUAGUAAAGACACGAAUGAUGUUAUUCGCUGGAAAUGAUCGAGAUGUGAGGCAGGGUGCUCACGAUCGGAUAAGCUCACCACGCGAUACAAGCAAAUACAACUCACGGGGUGGAUUCGCAAUAGCGCGCGAAGUUAUUGCUGAGAGGGGUAUCUCUGGACUCUUUAGAGGAGCAGCUCUUCGGGCCGUCUGGACAGCAGUUGGCAGCGGUCUCUAUUUAGGGACGUACGAAGUCGCAAAGGUUUGGCUAGCAAGGAGAAAGGGGUAUGAUAUUGAUGAUAAGAGCUUCCUUUGACUAAUCCCAACAUAAAUCCGCAAUCAUUCUCAAAUUCUUGCAGCCAUUUCGCCUGCAUAUAUACACCUUGGCACCUAUCUGCCGUCCGAAAUAUACACCAUCCUAAAUGUUCCUGCAGCAUCUCCAGAAGUUGACAUCAUAGGCUGGCAGAAAUUGAUUCCCU